AAAAAGUCACUGGGGUCAGAAUUAUUAGAGCAGGUAUUUUAUCACCUAGAUUUGGUGGAGAAAGACUAUUUUGGUUUACAAUAUACUGACAUUCAUAAUGUUGCUCAUUGGUUGGAUCCAACCAAGCAGAUUAAAAAACAGGCCAAAAUUGGUCCACACUAUACAUUCCGAUUUCGGGUGAAAUUCUACUCCUCAGAACCAAAUAACCUACAUGAAGAAUUAACCAGAUACCAGUUUUUCUUACAAUUAAAACAAGAUAUAUACACCAAGAGAUUAGAACCGCCUGAAGAUAUUCUCAUAGAAAUGUGUGCUUAUGCCAUCCAAUCUGAAUUAGGAGACUAUGAACCUGAAGAGCAUACAGCUGCCUUAAUAUCAGAAUUCAGAUUUGUUCCUGAUCAAACAGAAGAACUUGAGUUAAAAAUCUUUGAAAAAUAUAAAGAAUGCAAAGGUCAGACCCCAGCGCAGGCAGAAGUGGUAUUCUUAAACAAAGCAAAAUGGUUGGAGAUGUAUGGUGUUGACCUUCAUACAGUUCAAGGUCGUGACGGAAUGGAUUAUACAUUAGGUCUAACACCUACAGGUGUCCUAGUGUUCGAGGGACAACAGAAAAUUGGGCUUUUCUUCUGGCCAAAGAUGACGAAGUUAGAUUUUAAAGGAAAGAAAUUAACAUUGAUUGUUGUUGAGGAUGAUGAAGAGGGUCAUGGACAAGAUCAUACGUUUGUUUUCCGGUUGAUGAGUGAAAAAGCUUGUAAACAUCUGUGGAAGUGUGCGGUAGAACAUCAUGCUUUCUUCCGGUUAAAAGGACCAGUGAAAGGAACUUCUACACGACAGAAUUUCUUCAGAAUGGGAUCUCGCUUUAGAUACAGUGGAAGGACAGAAUACCAGACGGCUACUCUGAAUCGUGUAAGAAGAAGUGUUCGUUUUGAGAGGAAACCCAGUCAGAGAUAUUCUCGUCGUGCUACUUUGGAGAGAAAGGAACUGGCUGAGAAAAAACGACGUGAUCAGGAACGAAAGAAAAUGGCAGAAGAAAGGUAUGUGAUGUUUUUUGAUUUAAAUAAAACUAGUCAAUUUUGUGAAUUUUGUUUAAAGCCUUGA
Messenger RNA from Lottia gigantea (owl limpet), 1092 nucleotides. RefSeq lists its product as hypothetical. The transcript has 9 exons. The record is from RefSeq and is a predicted model, not a curated record. NCBI's taxonomy places the organism in Eukaryota, Metazoa, Mollusca, Gastropoda, Lottiidae. Gene Ontology annotation, cellular component: cytoskeleton. The annotation marks the transcript as partial.